AUGGAGGAGUUCUCGAAAUCCAUCAAGGCCAAGGCCGCCGCGCACGGCAUCAGCUGCGACAUCUCCAUGGACCGCGAGGCCAUCGCGCGCGGGCUCGCCCUCGAAGAGUCGGACCGCAAGCAAAAAGUCGCCGAGAUUCUCAAGCGGCAGCCCGCGGCGGCGCGCGCGGCGGAGCGGCUCGUGUCGGCCAUCGCCAUCCAGAGCGUCAUCCGCGGCGACCGGGGCCGCUGCUGGGCCGGCUGCGCGAAGCUCAAGGCCCUGGCCGCGAAGCAGGCCGCCGAGGACGCCGCGGCCGCGGCGGCGGCGCGGGCCAGGGACCCGGAGAGGAACUUCGAGGACGUGAAGAUGACGGCCCACGAGCCGACGACGGACAACGAGCUGCAGCGCGUCAUGGCCAUGCACGAGCACGGCGACGACUUCGAGCGGACCGCGGCCGAGGAGCGCAAGACGAAGCUCGAGGCCGCGGCGAAGGCGUUCCCGCUCCUCAAGGGCCAGGAGGUCGUCGCCGCGGGGCUCGUGGAGCACAAGGACCUCAACGGCCGCUUCGGCAUCGUCGUGGACGGGCCGAGCGGCGCGCACCGGCGGUACGGCGUGCGCUUCGAAGGCGACGCGAAGCCCAAGGCCGUGCGCGCCGCGAACCUCGUGCUCACGGGCGUCGAGGCGCGGCGCGGCCUCCUCGCGGCGCCGUCGGCCUUCGACGUCGUCCUGCGGAGCCAGCCCCUGGCGCUCGCGGACCGGCCCGGCGCCUUCGCGGCGAGCUUGGCGUACUACGGCGCGCCUCCCGUGUUCCGCGAGAACAGCCCCUGGCUGCUCGGCGACUGCGCGGACGUCACGCGGGGGCCCUUCGACCUGCGGCCCUGGGAGCCCGCGGCCGACGCGCGCCUCGUCCACGCGGCGCUCGACGCCGUCGGCUUCCACUUUGUGCUCGAGUGGCGCGCGGGCGAGGGCUGGCGGCUGCUGCAGUGCGCGACGCUGAACCGGCGCUGGGAGGAGUGCCACGUCUUCGGGCGCGCCGACGACGAGGACCUCGUGGAGACGCCCGUCAAGCAGCGCCGGGAGGUCGCCUUCGUCACGGGCAUCGAGGGCGAGUGCCUCUUCGCGAUGCCCGUCGAGCUCCACGAGGCGCUCUGCGCCGCCUACGAGCGCGUCGUCGGCGACCGGCCCACCGGCUUCGUCUACCUCCACAUGCUCCGCCACGUCGGCCACGCGCCGGGCAUCACGUCCGCGGACCACGUCACGGGCGGCGCGCACGGCAACGCGGGCUUCACCAUGCGCGCGCUCCCCUGGGUCGCGCGCGACGACGGCGACGACGAAGCCGGCCUCCCGCCCCUGGAGAAGCCGUCCUACUGCCCGCUGGCCCAGUAA
This is a messenger RNA of Aureococcus anophagefferens, 1365 nucleotides long. RefSeq lists its product as hypothetical. The transcript is spliced from 2 exons. Lineage: Eukaryota; Pelagophyceae; Pelagomonadales; Pelagomonadaceae. The record is from RefSeq and is a predicted model, not a curated record. Bases 1 to 1365 code for a protein of 454 amino acids.